Molecule: messenger RNA, 5467 nt
Organism: Sinocyclocheilus anshuiensis
Lineage: Eukaryota; Metazoa; Chordata; Actinopteri; Cypriniformes; Cyprinidae
Product: zinc finger protein 281-like
Exons: 7
Coding region: 314-2803 (829 amino acids)
Biological process (GO): regulation of transcription by RNA polymerase II
Molecular function (GO): RNA polymerase II cis-regulatory region sequence-specific DNA binding; DNA-binding transcription factor activity, RNA polymerase II-specific
Source: RefSeq, a predicted model, not a curated record
UGUGCGAUAGUUCACUAUCGGACGCUGCUCCAAUGCCCUGGAUCACAGCGUCUGUCUCCUCGCAGGACCCGUCGGCUCUACCCACAGUUCCCCGCGCUCAGACAAGAUGGAGGAACGCAGCAGCUGCAGGAGAACAAUGUUUGGACUCUGAACAUUAAAAUAAACGAUCGAGGGGGGAAAAUACACACACAGAGAGAGUCAACGGUGGACAUGCACUGGAUGAGUGAGGUGGCCUUGCAUUGAAGCAGACCCCGUCGCCCCUGUUCCAGCAUCAGCGUCAGUGUGAUAACACUCUGAGCCCUGCCCCUUCAACAUGAGCCUGAUCCAGGACAAACUUGGCAAUGAGUUCCUCCGCUCUAACGGGGGCAUGGAGCCAGGCUUUGGUCCAGGCAUGCUCAUGUUCAGUCACCUGCCCCCUGUUACUAGCUUCACCCGGCUGGCCAGUCAAACCGUUAUGGCUGACCUGCAGCCCCACGAGAUGAUCUUGAAGAAGGAGAGGGACUCGCCGGACUGUGGAGGAGGAGGGAUGAGUGCUGGAGGCAUGGGUGGUGGAGGUGGCAUAGGAGGGAUGAUGGGAAGCAUGGGAGAUUACGUUCAUGCCAUGGGCAUUAAACAGGAGAAGGUCUCUGAACAUGAUUACAGGCUGCCUCUCUACCCGGGUGGUGGAGCUGGAACUGGAGUACGAUGUGGAGGAGAGUUGCUGGAGGUCUCGCUGGGCAACCAUCAGAACCUGGUGGUGCACGACCUCAGUCUGGGAAACCUGUCAGGACGGCUGGUAAAGGAAUCCUCAGGGAGGAAAGGUCGAAGGUCAAACGGCGAGGGACAGGAGGGCAAGACACGGAGGAAACGAGGAGAGUCGAAGUCAAUGAUGCUGGAUCCAGAUGGAGGGAGCUUGUCUCCAAACUCCAAACCGCACAUCUGUGAGCACUGCAAUGCAGCGUUCCGGAGCUCCUAUCAUUUACGCCGACAUGUGCUUAUACACACAGGUGAGAGGCCUUUCCGCUGCACUCAGUGUAACAUGAGCUUCAUUCAGAAAUACCUCUUACAGAGACACGAGAAGAUCCACAGUGGAGAGAAGCCAUUCAGCUGUGACCAGUGCAACAUGCGUUUUAUUCAGAAGUAUAACAUGGAAAGACACAAGAGAACUCAUAGUGGAGAAAAGCCAUAUAAGUGUGACACCUGCCAACAGUAUUUUUCCAGAACGGACCGGUUGCUGAAGCACAAGCGGACGUGUGGAGAUGCCAUUAAAAUGGGUGUGGAUGGAGCAGAGCACGAGUUGGGCUCAGCAGGCGACGGAGAACACGGCAGCUACGGAAUCUCUCAGGGAAAUGCAGCUAUGCCCAGCCGCAAACGGGGCAAGACAAAAAAUGCUGGUGAGGGGGUUGACCGAAAACGUAAAAAGUCAUCCGGGUCUAUGGGUGCGACGCAUAGUCAGGGGGCGGAUGGUUACGGGGUGCAUGACUUUGGGGUAUCAACAACUUCAUCUUCAGUCCAGCCAGGCCCCAGCAUGCACAGUGAACACAGCCGGGCUCCCAAGAUGGCCUUUAAGAAGGGGAACAGGAAGUCCCUAGAGAAGAAUACUCACCCCAUGGAUCAAUCCAAGCCAGGAGGCUUGGACAGCCUCGGUCUUCUUCCAGGUCCAGGGGCCAAAGUUUGUCCCAACAGCAGUAACUAUGAUGACGCCAUGCAGUUUCUGAAGAAGAGGCGAUACCUCCAUGUGCCGAACAAUGGGGGCGCUGCUUCUGGAGCUUCAGAUUACGACGUAGGCGUCAGUCACCUGCAGUCGCAUCCGACGGUCAUCCAGGGUGUAGUUUCUGGGGUCCUAGAUGGUGACGCCACAUUGGGCCUCCUGGACUCGUCCCCUCUGGGAGAUAUAAAGCAGGACAAGUCUGGUAUCCCAGAUGAGGUUCUCCAGAGUUUGUUGGAUCACUACGCUCACAAGCCUGACGUGACCUUCGACAUCACCGAUCCCCAUCACGUCGAGCUCCAGCCAGCCGCCACAGAUGCUGCAGACCCGCUGGGAACCGAGGGUGCCCCGUCGAGUCCCAAAGCCGUAAUCAUGCAUGAGUACUCACGUUUUCUCCUACAGGCACUAGAGAGGACCAGUCACAGCGCAAGCUUCCCGUUGGGUUCCAGUCCUGGUUCUGCCGUGACUACCACGGGACCAUUUACAGGCCCUAGCCCACUUUUGUCAGACAAGCAUGUGUAUACUUCCUCACCUCUCGAGUACUCGUUCUCUCAGCCUGUCUCAUCUUCGCCCUCCCUUUUGUCUGUGCCAAAGUCCCACUUUGGUCUCCUCGAGGGCUCGUCGCCUCCAACGGGCUUCCACUUGAGCGGCCUGGAGCCGUCUGUACACACGCAGCAGCUCACACCUUCCCAGGAGCUCACUGAACAGCUGGACAAGCAGCACACCUCCCCUCCGCCACCUCCACACACCCCCAACACCAACGCCUACCAGAUCACACCUCAGCCUCCCGACCUGGGUGGUCGGAAGGAACCGCAAGGGCUGAAAAACAGAGCCGCAGCCACCACUGGAGGAUUCUCCCUGGCUGCGUCCCAGGACCUGGCCACGCUGGACCCAGCCAAGGCUCCUUAUCAGAUCGAGAACUUUGCCCAGGCUUUCGGGGCGCAGUUUAAAGGGGGCAGAGUGUCCCUGGCCUUCAGCAGUGACUCGGGGGGAGAGGUGACUCACCGCUUACAGACAUCAGUCUCCGAAUUCUCAGGGUAUAGCAGUCUCUUGGCUGAUGCCAGCAACCCAGUCAGCAGUGGCUCCAAAACCCCAACAAGCCAAAGCUACAGGUGAAUGUGCUCCUGUGCCUAGAUGCUCAGAUGGAGGUUCCCUAUUUUUAUUUUGUCAUGCUGUCUUUAUUGUUGUUAUUAUUAUUAUUGUUGUUAUUAUUAAUAUUGUUAUUAUUGCUAUUUAGUUCUCCUACUUCAAUGAAAUUGUCAUGUUUUUAAGUAAUGUUUUUCCUCACUGCCAUUAUGUUCAUAUGAAAUUUCACCCUCCUUUGGCCUGCAAUGCAUUUCCCAUUAUUACGUUCUUCUUUUUUUCAAUUUCCUUCGGAAAUGCUGCGUAGACUUUUAGUUCUGCUCUGUUGAUCAAUAGACGAAAACGCAAGUGAAAUUAGUUCUGCUUACUUUUUUCCAAAUGUCAUUCACGUACAUUUUAGCAAUUGACUUCACAAGCGUGUAAAAAAUAACUAUGAAAAAGCAAUGGCAGGGAGUUGCCUAGAACUGAAAUCGUCUGUUACAAUGAUUCAAGUAUUACUCAGGAAAACGUGUGGACGGCAAAUCCAGAAGGGUAGCAAGCAUUCAUCCGAGAGGCAGACGUUUUGCAAAUACAAAGAGCUUUUUCAGGAGAUUUUUUUUUUUUAUUCUUCUGAAUAAGUGCAACAAGUAGAAGAUUAAAGCGCUGCCUGUUAAAUUACACUGACACCACUUUCCACUUAGCUGUAUAGAGAUUAUGGUACUUUUAUGUCAAUGUGAAAUGCUCACAUUCUCUUUCAGUAAGGGCCAUAUAUAUAAAUAUAUAUUUAUAAGAAUAUCUGUAUGUAAAAUAACAUAUACUCUUUCUUGAGACUGGCAGGUUACUUGGAGGGGGAUAAAGAGGGAUUGAGUUUGUGAAGGGGGGCCUGUGACUGACAGCACAUAAACCCCUUUCACCCUGUCCUUCUUUUUUCCCUUGGAUUGUGAAGCCAAGGGCUAUACACUAGAGGGCACUGCAUGAGAGCGUGUAAGUGCCUCUUGGCACAGGCCACAUCAUGGGAUUCUUCUGCGCCUGUCUGGCUUGCUCAUCCCUCUCUCCCUCCGUCCACUCCUCAUUUCCCUUCUUAGUCAGAAAGAAUCCCAUUUAGCACUUUUUUGAUCCUGUUUAUUUUACAUGGUGAAUGAAUCUACCCAGGCUGAUCACACAGAAUGUGAACUGUGUAACUGACAUGCUGUUUUUAAAAGAGGGCAGUGGACAGAAAAGGGGCGGGAUUCAUUUUAGGAAGCGUAGAUUGUUGAAAAGGCCAAUGAUAAGGUCUUUCUUAUGGAAAACGUUAGUUUCAAUGGGACGUGUUUGCUGGAAUUAAGGGUGGGCUUUUCUUGGGGUGGGAGCGUAGGGUGUCUUUUUUUUAUAUUUUAUUCCCAGCUUCUCAUGGAUGUAGGGCAGGUUAUAGAGGGGGAUUUUUCUUCUUCUUGUUGUUUUAUUUCAAAAGUAUUGGGUUGGGGAAAAUGUGCUUUCUGUUAAAAUGGCCCGUUGUACCAAGCUUUUCACCAGAGGCGACUUGUAAAAAGUCCCGCUCUUAGUAAUUUAUAUAGUAUUGGUCCUAAAUAUACUGACUGAACAGUCCAAAAGGAAUUCAGAAAACUUAUUGCAGUGUGCAUGCAGGGCAAAGUAUUACCUUGAACUACAUUUUUAUAUGUUUGAUUUUGUACUGUACAAGUAUUAUUGUAAUUUUUUUUUUUUUAACGAUCAAUAACUGUCUUCCAUCAGCACUGUUGGCUGCUGUUACACUGUCUUUGAAUUACUGUCAUCUAAUGUUGUUCCUCCUUUCAUGUGUUUUACCUACCGAUCCCCAAAAGGACAGAACCACAUGCAAGAUUGUUUGACAGGUGGACAGCCCUUAGGGAACACAAACUGACCACUAGGACUCAUUUAGGAAGGUUGGGGUACUCCGUUCACAAUAAUGUAGUAAUAAUAAUCACAUUAAUGAGGAGUGUGAUGACUAAAAUGAAAUCAACACAGCUGAUGUAUUUAUACCUCAUAUCACUGUUCACAGAAGCAGGGAUAUCAAAGAGUGACUGUAUGUAGCAUGACUGAUGUGGCUACCGUUAAAAAACGCCUCAAGUAGUCCCUUUUAAACUUGACUUUUUUUAUUGUAGGAUUUUCUGUUUUCUUUCCUUUUCAGAGACAAUUUUCUGAACUUCUGAAAGGUUCUUGAAGUUGGUCACUUUAGUAUUGUUUCAAUAACUAAGGUCAAGGAGAUCCAAAGAUGCUAUGAAUUGAAAUCUAAUUUUAUUCAGAUGCACAGGCUGUCAAUUCACUUUGCAUUUAUUUUUGUUUUAAAUUCAUCCUGUGCCCUGCAGUUUUGUCCUGUAAUUUGUUUUAUGAUUUGAUGUGAAGCACAGCUGAAAUAUAAUUUCUGGUUCAAUGUGUAAAGCCCCCGCAGACACUGUUAAGCCUUGAAUGAUAUCCUGUGUGGCUUGAAUAAUGCCAGCCAUCAGUCUGUCAGUGGUUGCCACCAUAAGGUUCUUUUUCUUUUUUUGGCUUCUUGCUGUAUAUUCCUGAAAGUAUUUAUUUUGUUUACAUAGUUAAUAACACUACUUUUUUUUUUUUUGCAUGUACAUUUUUAAUGUUAUCUUUCUUCCCCCUUUUUGUCACCAUGCCAAAUUUGUAGCUAAUGAUCUUUUUCUCUCCUGUCUUAUUUUAUUACAGAUUCUUGUGAUCUGAUACACAGGGCUAUACCUGUCCAUUUUGUCUUUA